AUGAUAUUAAUAUCGUCUGAUAUAGUUUUAAAUAAUGGUGUUACUCCUCUUUCUCCAUUGUUAAUUUCAGUCUUUGCAUGGUCUUGGUGUAAUUUUGAGUUUUAUCCUCAGAUGAACAUGUUCUUAGAGGCAGGAUUAGAGAUGGAAAAGACUAGAUACAGGAAUGAGCAUGAAUUGGCAAGUUGCACAUUUAUCAAGUUGAUGAGUUAUUACUUUUCGCCAACAAUUAACCCUCUUGAGGUGUGGAAUAUAUCGGAGGAAGCCUUCUUAUUGUCUGUGAAAUCAAAGAACAAACACUAUGGUGGUUUCUCUAUUCUAUGGUAUCCAUUCCAUCACUUAUUCUAUAGCCACGGAGAUGUAAAGACUUCUAUUGGAUUGAGCUUGAAUUCAAUUGAGAUUUUAAAGAGAAAUGGAAAUGUUAUGUUGAUGGAUGCCAGUAAAAUGAUACUGGAAUUGAAAUAUGUUCUUUCAGGAGAUGUAGACCAUUUCCAGCCAACAUAUGUAAGCCAAGUGAAGGAAUAUCCAUCCUAUAGACAAAUGCACUACUCGUUCAAGGGAAUUUCACUCUAUUUCCAAAAUGAGAUUGAAAAAUCUUUCAAGUGUAUGGAAAAAUCGUAUGAUUUUAGAGAAGACUCUGUUGGCAUGUGUUCUAGCUGGAUUGAUUUAAUCUUUCUAGGUUUAAUCUCAGCUAUCUUUUUGAGAAGUGCUCAAGAAAAGAUUGAAAAAGCCCAAGAAAUAUUGAAAUACUCCAUAGAAAGAUUGGAAAUGAUUUCCCAAGUUAAUUCUUCUGUUUUUCUUGCUCCUUUGGAGUUAAUAAGAGCCGAGACGUUGUACUCAGAAUAUUGUAGAACAGGUGUCGAAAAUACUAGAAAAAUCAUUUCUCACUAUAGAAAGAGUUAUGUUAUGGCUGAAAAGGAAAGAAAUACCUUUUUAGCUAGGCUGAUUAAUUUGAGAACAGGAGAAUUUUAUAACAGUCUAGGUAUGGAUGAUGGUAUUAGUGGAAACUACUUCCUUAGAGCUAUGGAAUCUUUUGAACAGUUUGGUGCUUCCAUCGUUGUUGAUUAUAUUUUGGAGAAUUAUUCAGGUCACAUUGAUGGCUAUUCAUCAUUUAGUAAUAGAAAUCCUGAACAAGUAUUCUCUAAUACUUCUCUAUCUGAUGAAUCAACAGAUCACACUCUUGCUGGAGUAACAAAGAGCAGAAUUUCUGAAUCAACAGAAUUGGAUUUUAGAGAGAUUUUCAUUUCAAUUCUGCCAAUUCUUUCAGAACAAACGUUAUCACCAAGAUGUUGUUUGAUUUUGAAGAGAGAUUCAACAGUUUAUGUAGAUGCCGAAUUUAAUGCAGGUAUGAAUUCUAUUGAAGCACUUUCGUCCAUCAAACAAUUCGAAAAUAGUGAUUUGGACAAGUUUUCAGAUUCAUUCCCUCUCAAGAUGAUCCACAGAACUCUAAGAUCCAGAACAGAGCAACAACUCGUAUGGAAUGACAAUGAGAAAGAGUAUUACUUUGUGAAGAAUGUAGUGGCCUCUGCUUUAUCUAUUCCUAUCAUGAAGAAAAAGACAGUAAUAGGUUGUAUAUACUUGGAAAAUAAGGAAACGAAGGAUGUAUUCACAACUGAAAAAAUUAACCUUGCCAAACUUAUCAUCUCUAUCAGUUUAGACAAUGCUGGAAUUUUCACAUCCAUUAACAAAUCCUAUGCUAGGUUUUUACCUGCUGAAUUCCUAAAAUUGCUUGGCAAGAGUCAUGUAACUAAGAUAAGGUUGGGUGAUGCAAUUUCUAGGGAAAUGACAGUGCUCUUCAGUGAUAUUUAUGGAUUUACAGAGAUUAUGGAGGGACUUUCUGCAAAGGAUGGCUUUGCUUUUAUUAAUCUACUAUUGAAGAGUAUUGCACCUCCAAUUUCAAGAAACUCUGGAUUUAUUGACAAGUUUGUUGGUGAUGGAAUAUUGGCAUUGUUUAUUGAACCACAAGGAGCUGUCACUGCAGCUUUAGAAAUGAUUUCAGAAUUGGAAGUUUUCAAUACUAGAAAUAAUACCAAUGUAAAGUUGGGUAUUGGUUUGCAUCAUGGUAUUGUUCAACUUGGUACAAUUGGAUAUGAGCAACGUUUGGAUGCUACUGUUAUUUCAGAUACUGUGAACACAGCUAGCAGAUGUGAAUCUCUCACAAGAACUUUUCAUUCACAUAUUCUAGUUACUAAACCAGUUAUGGAUGUUGUUACAGUGCCACACAGUGUGAUAAGUACCGUAUUGGGUAAAUUCAUGCUGAAAGGAAAACACAUACCUCAUCAAAUAUACAAUAUAGCUUCCAAGUCAUGGAAAGGAAGUGGUACUGCUAAAGAAUUCACUUUACUAAGCAAAGUUAUUGAUCUCUUCUCAAGGAGUGAAUUUACCGAAUCAUUUGCCCUCGCAGAAACAAUUCUCAAGAAUACAAAGAACAAUACCAUUAUAGCUGCAUGCAACAUGUAUAAGGAAGCAUCAACAUUAUACGCAUCAGUUGUUUUACCAAGUGAAUGGCAAGGUGAAAUUAGGUUGACCAAGGAUGGAGAAGUCAGAGAGUACUUUCAAGAUAAAUGA
Naegleria gruberi is the source of this 2565-nucleotide messenger RNA. Its product is annotated as soluble adenylate/guanylate cyclase. The transcript is spliced from 2 exons. Gene Ontology annotation, biological process: cAMP biosynthetic process; intracellular signal transduction. Lineage: Eukaryota; Heterolobosea; Eutetramitea; Acrasida; Naegleriidae. The record is from RefSeq and is a predicted model, not a curated record. The coding region runs from base 1 to 2565 and encodes 854 amino acids.